GGCUACAUUUUGAUUCCUCGAAAUUUCUUGCCUCUGAUUAAUUGUACCAUUACUACGGUUGUCUCCGUAUUUAAUCACCGUCUUCAAUCUCAAUAUAAAAGGAGAGUUCCAUCUUCUGUUCAAUACAUACCCCUAUGUUAUAGUAUCGUAUCCAACAAUGGAAUCGCCCUCCCAGACCAAAAGACGCUCGACGCGCAUAAUUGAAGCGUCAUCAACAAGUGUCAAAAUGACUCCGCGCAGAUCUCCAUUCAUUCCAACCCCUUUCGAAUCAAUACUCCUCUCAAUAUAUCCCGCAACAUUACUCCUAGGCUCAAUAUUCUCGGUCCUAAGCCCCGAUGUCCGAGCAUCGGAAUACAGCGCCGCGCUUCAAUCCCAUCCGUCCAGCACCGCACCCUCUUAUUUCGCAAAGAAAAGCAAUAUAUUCAAUCAAUGGUUCGUGAAGAAAGGUUGGGCGUGGAUUACCGCUAGUUAUUUUUUCUUUCUCCUAACGCAUCCAUCGACUGGUCCUCCUGGCGUUCUCACCCUUACUCCAAGACGAGUCCGCGGAUUUUUAAGAUAUACAGCUGUUACGAUCUGGUGGGUCUUUGUCACGCAAUGGUUUUUUGGCCCGGCAAUUAUUGAUCGCGGAUUUAUUAUAACGGGUGGUCAAUGUGAUAUGGUUGAUGCGGCAGAGAGAGGGCACGUAGAUAUGGAUGAUACGCGUCAGUUUCUUACGGGGGUAGCUUGUAAAGCCGUGGGUGGAAAAUGGAGAGGUGGUCAUGAUAUUAGUGGACAUGUAUUCUUGCUUGUUCUUGGGAGUAUGUUUCUAUUCCAAGAAGUACUUCAUGUUGUGUUACGCAGCUCGGGAAUAAAGGAGGAACGCACAAUAGUGAUGGAAGAUGGAGCGAUCAAAUCUGCGGAUGUGGAAGCGCCUCUGCAGAAUGAAGCGGAGCGAUUGAAUCAAGAUGGGUGGUUAGGUCUUAGUGUGAGGAUUAUACUUGGGGUGGCGGGACUGAGUUUGUUCAUGUUAGCUAUGACGGCUAUAUAUUUCCAUACAUGGUUUGAGAAGUUCACGGGACUGAUUGUCGCUUUUGGAGGAGUGUUUGUUGUAUUUUGGUUGCCGAGGUUGAAUCCGGCUGUGAGGUCGGUAUUAGGGAUGCCGGGGAUCUAAUGAUGAUGAAUUAAAGGAAACGGAUACAUGAUAAGAUUAAUAGAAGUUUUGUAUCUAUAGAUGUAAGACAGCACAAUGUUAUAAGAAAAGCAGUGUUGAAACUGUAA
Messenger RNA from Sclerotinia trifoliorum, 1257 nucleotides. The record is from the annotation of a GenBank genome assembly. NCBI's taxonomy places the organism in Eukaryota, Fungi, Ascomycota, Leotiomycetes, Helotiales, Sclerotiniaceae.